Messenger RNA from Anopheles maculipalpis, 645 nucleotides. It is a transcript of the gene AP-1sigma, whose product is annotated as AP-1 complex subunit sigma-2. The record is from RefSeq and is a predicted model, not a curated record. Gene Ontology annotation, biological process: intracellular protein transport; vesicle-mediated transport. Bases 105 to 578 code for a protein of 157 amino acids. NCBI's taxonomy places the organism in Eukaryota, Metazoa, Arthropoda, Insecta, Diptera, Culicidae. Gene Ontology annotation, cellular component: intracellular membrane-bounded organelle; membrane coat; AP-1 adaptor complex. Gene Ontology annotation, molecular function: clathrin-cargo adaptor activity. The transcript is spliced from 5 exons.
CACCCGUUUGACAGCAACAUAUAUUAUUUUCCUCGUUCCAGUUCCAGGGUGCAUAUUGUUGCUUGUUUUAAAAGAAAAGUGUGAUCUCCUUAGGGUAGAACAUAAUGUUGCAGUUUAUGCUCCUGUUCAGCCGACAAGGCAAACUGAGACUACAGAAAUGGUACGUUGCUCACUCGGACAAGGUGAAGAAGAAGAUCACCCGCGAACUGAUCACAACAAUCCUCUCCCGUAAGCCCAAGAUGUGUUCGUUCUUGGAGUGGAAAGACUGCACCAUUGUUUACAAAAGAUACGCUAGCUUGUACUUUUGCUGUGCUAUCGAGCAGAAUGACAAUGAGCUGCUAACGCUGGAAGUUAUACACAGAUACGUGGAACUGUUGGACAAGUACUUCGGCAGUGUCUGUGAGCUUGACAUCAUAUUCAACUUCGAGAAGGCCUACUUCAUACUGGACGAGCUGCUCGUGGGAGGCGAAAUACAGGAAACGUCCAAAAAGAAUGUCCUCAAGGCAAUAGCGGCUCAAGAUGUGCUACAAGAGGACGAAACGCCACAAGGAUUCUUCGAGGAUCAUGGGCUCGGAUAGAUGGCGGCCGGUGUCGGUGGAACGAGACGUAUCCUUUCGCUAGCCAAAGCUCGCAACGAAUUAUGAU